AUGGAGCAGAAUGUGAUAGCUCCUGGUGGGCUACUGAUGUCCCCGUCCCGCCUCCUCCUUGCUCCAGCACUAGUGCCAGGACACAUGGCUAAGGCCAUGGAGAGAAGUGCCAAGCGCCCAAGAGUCGAUGGGACUCUCCCAUCAGAUGACUCUCAGAACUGUGACCCUGUUACCCCUGAAGACAACCCAGCAGAUGAUAUCAGUGAGUUGGGCAGCUGUUCCUCAGGAUCAGAUGUGCAAGAGGCCAGGGAAUCUGUUGAGAAGAGGAUACAAGAUGUCAAAGGUGACAUUGCCCGGUUCCUAAUGGCAAAGAAGAAGCAGUUUAAAAAGGACAUAAAUGCCUCUUUCAGAAGCCUGAAUGAAAACCUCCAGAGUAUUUUCCAAACCCAGCAGAAGUCUAGGCAGGAGCAUCACUCCAACUACUCCGAGAUGUGUGGGCCCAUCUACCAGAAGUGGCUGGAGGACAUGGAGAGAGCAAGGGAGCAGGAGGAACAGCUUGCUCUUAUAACACAGCACCAAAUGGAGAUUUUGGAGACUGUUCUAGAUUAUCAUGAAACCAAGCUUGAAAACUCUAAGGAGAUAUGUGACACGUUUUUGAAGAAAGCCAAGGACUUGAGUGAACAUCGCCAAACUUUUAUUGGUGGUGGAGAAAGCGAAGUAGAGAAGGAAAUCUCCAAGGCGCAGGACAGAGUCCUCAUGGAAACCCAAGAGCAAGAUGUGUCCCUUGUUGAAACCUACCUUCAGUCCCUGAUUCUUGACCGCUCUGAAGAAACCAUCUGA
This is a messenger RNA of Acomys russatus (golden spiny mouse), 780 nucleotides long. RefSeq names its product X-linked lymphocyte-regulated protein 5C-like. The coding region runs from base 1 to 780 and encodes 259 amino acids. The transcript has 9 exons. Gene Ontology annotation, cellular component: synaptonemal complex. The record is from RefSeq and is a predicted model, not a curated record. Gene Ontology annotation, biological process: spermatid development; meiotic cell cycle. Lineage: Eukaryota; Metazoa; Chordata; Mammalia; Rodentia; Muridae.